AUGCAACUAUCCAACCUCAUCAUGGCCGUCCUUCCGGCCCUCGUCAUGGCCGACGGUUUCACCACUACGACAUACACCUCGACCAUGACCAAGACCAUGACCCUGUCCCGCGUCAAGACCGUCACCUCGACCCCGUCUGCCUCGUCGUCCACCACCCAAACUCCCUCUUCCACCCCGGCCGUCUCUCCCGCCUCGUUCUUCGAGACGCCGUCCAGCUCUGCCUCUGGCUCUGACUCUGGCUCUAGCUCCAACUCAACUGCCACGCGCACUCCAGUCGGGACCACUUCUCUCUUCACCACUGUCCCCACCGUCUCCACCACCGCGGCCACUUCCGCUUCCACCUCGACUGGCGCUCCCGACAGCGCUGCCGGCAUCCUCGACGCUUCCCGUGUCGUCGCCGCUGGUGCCUUCGGCAUGAUUGUCGUUGCCAUGAUGUAA
Geosmithia morbida is the source of this 438-nucleotide messenger RNA. RefSeq lists its product as uncharacterized. Bases 1 to 438 code for a protein of 145 amino acids. The transcript has a single exon. Lineage: Eukaryota; Fungi; Ascomycota; Sordariomycetes; Hypocreales; Bionectriaceae. The record is from RefSeq and is a predicted model, not a curated record.